This is a messenger RNA of Oryza sativa Japonica Group (Japanese rice), 2244 nucleotides long. RefSeq names its product patatin-like protein 2. The record is from RefSeq and is a predicted model, not a curated record. Gene Ontology annotation, biological process: lipid metabolic process. NCBI's taxonomy places the organism in Eukaryota, Viridiplantae, Streptophyta, Magnoliopsida, Poales, Poaceae. Gene Ontology annotation, molecular function: glycerophospholipase activity; monoacylglycerol lipase activity.
AGUCUCAUGUUAUGUUUCCCAUGUCAUUUUAAUUGCAAAUGCUUUUAUAUGUUGUUUCUUUCCACCCCAAACAGCCAUAAAAUGGUAACCAGGUUUACUCCCAAGCAAAUGUGCAUCACCUCAUGAUGCAUGAAGGGUGUGAAUGUUCAAAUUUCAAUCUUUCUUCCUUUUCCCCUACUAAAUACAAAAUUAAAUAGAAAAAAGUUAAAAGAUGCAACAAUGUGACAAGUCUAGAGCAUUAAAGGUCAGGGUGAGGGAGCAGGUGACAGAAUGUGUGAAUGUUUACUUGCAUUGUCAGUUUCCAUUUGGUGUUAACAUGACUUGCAGGGCAUAAAAGUGUGUACUCAUAUGGGGUGUCAACUAGAGCCAAAAUUAGAACAUAAAAGUGGUGUUUUAAAGGUGGCAAAACACGUAGAUGGUCGAAGAUAUGAGACUUUCAUAUCUUACUGGACCAUUGGAAGAAGAUACAUACAACGCAUGAACAAGCUUGGAUAAGCUUGCCAGCAGUUUGGCAGAUGCUGAAUGCUUGAGUGUAAAAUACGUGCAAACAUUGCUUGUGGUUCAAAGUUAACAUUUUACUUUUUUUUCAUCCUGAGUUAUCUUUUCCCUCAUCACCUAUAAAUAGCUCUCCUUUGUUGAGAAAGACCACCAGAGAGAGAAAUUUGCAAGUGAUCAACAGCUGACUUGUUUGCCUCUGCCAUGGAGAAGAAUUGUGCAUGCCCACCACCAAGCAAGGGAAACAUGAUCACAAUUCUGAGUAUUGAUGGAGGUGGGGUGAAGGGUAUCAUUCCUGCUGUCAUCCUCUCAUUCCUGGAAUCUAAACUUCAGGAGCUUGAUGGGAAGGAUGCUCGGAUUGCAAACUACUUUGAUGCCAUUGCUGGCACAAGCACAGGUGGUCUUAUUGCAGGCAUGCUAGCAGCUCCAUCACUGGGCAAUGCCAAUCAACCAUGCUAUGCCAAGGAUAUUGUCCCAUUUUACCUCAAGCAUUCCCCCCACAUCUUUCCGCACAGGACUGGAUUUUUUGGUUGGUUCUUCAACAUCCUGGGCAUCAUAAAGAUGGCCAUUGGGCCAAAGUAUGAUGGAAAAUACCUUCACAGACUAAUCAAUGAUCUUCUUGGCGAGACGAGGAUGAAAGAAACAUUGACAAAUGUUGUGAUUCCCACUUUUGAUGUGAAGUGUGUGAAGCCAAUAAUAUUCAGCACAUUCAAGGCGAGACGUAAGCCCUUGAAGAAUGCUUGUCUUGCUGAUGUAUGUAUUGGUACAUCUGCAGCACCAACCUUUCUCCCUGCACACUAUUUUGAAACCGUGGAUCACACGGGUGCAUCGCAAAGCUUCAACAUUAUUGAUGGUGGCAUGGCAGCAAACAAUCCAACUUUGGUGACUAUGGGUGAGAUAACAAAGCAGAUCAAGCGGAAGAGCGAGGAGUUCCCGAAAGCCGAGCCCUUGGAUUACCGCAAGUAUCUGGUGAUAUCUUUGGGCACGGGUCUGCCUGAGCACGAUAUCAUGUUUGAUGCAAGAAAUGUUGCCAAAUGGGGCAUUUUUCGAUGGCUAGUUGAUAAGGAUACAAUGCCGUUGCUCAACAUGUUCUUUCAUGCCAGCUCAGAUAUGGCCGAUACUCUCGUUGCAGACCUCUUUCAAGCAAUCGGAUGUUCACACCAACUAUUGCGCAUUCAGGAUCACAACAUCCCAAUAGGGGCAAUAUCCAAUGACCUCUCGACGAAGGAUCAUCUUCAACUGUUGGUUAAGAUAGGCGAAAACCUUCUCAAGAAGCCACUAAGCAAGGAAGAGUGUGAGAAGAACAACAUUGAGCCAGAGCCAAACCUUCAUGGUGACCAUGUGACGACCUAUGCAGAUAUGCUCACACGGUUUGCAAAGCUACUUUCAGACGAGAGGAAGCUAAGGCUCCACAACAUGAAGCUGGAUGCUAAGCCCUAGCACAAUUGAAACGUGAGAUCCUUGGAACAGAUGUCUCAUGUUCAUCUAUAGGAUUGCGUGUCCCCUACUAAGCCAAUUAAUUUUGUAUUGUGAAAUAGCUGUCUGAACUGUUAAAAAUAAGAACUUUGUACAGUAGUGGUAAUGUUGCUUUUAUUUGCUUCAAAAAACACUAGUUGGUAAAGUUUAUACUACCUAUAUCUGUGUGAUGUGUGGUGUCUGUUCAGAAUGUAGAACUAUGUAUUGUAAUGGUGAAUUUAUGAAAAACGAUGUAUUUGCAUAUAUUGUAUAACUAUGUCUUCUUCAUCGCAA